AUGGAACCCUUAUAUGAAGAAUACCUAGCAAAUCGUGGAACAAUAGUAAAACCUUAUUACUGGCUAAGCUUCUCUCUAGAUUGUUCGAACUGUCCUUACCAUAUUCGGACAGGUGAAGAAGCAAGAGUUCCCUAUACAGAAUUUCAUCAGAUUUUUGCAUUCCCUUAUGGGCCAGUGUAUCCUCAAACAAAACACCUCACGUUUUAUGAGCUAAAAACUUCUUCUGGAAGCCUGGUGCAAAAGGGCCAUGCUAGCAGUUGCACUGAGAACAAUACCCAUCCAGAAUCGAUGCUAUUCGAGAUGAAGGGUUAUUUUGAGGCAGCCCGGCACAAAAACAAUGCUAUCAGGCAUAUCAUUCUGUAUUCCAACAACUCUCCUUGUAAUGAAGCCAACCACUGCUGCAUCAGCAAAAUGUACAAUUUCUUAAUAAUGUAUCCAGACGUUACUCUCAGCAUUUACUUUGCUCAGCUCUAUCAUACUGAGGCCGAAUUUCCUGCCUCGGCGUGGAACCGGGAGGCUCUCCGGAGCCUGGCCAGUUUAUGGCCACAGGUCACCUUGAGCCCAAUAAGUGAUGGGAUUUGGCAUUCUCUCCUCAACAGCUUUGUGAGCGGUGUCUCAGGACCCACUGUUUUCCAGCCCAUUUUAACCGGGAGAGCACUGGCUGAUAGGCACAAUGCUUACGAAAUCAACAGGAUAACAGGAGUGAAACCUUAUUUCACUGAUGUUCUUCCCCAGACAAAAGAGAAUCGGAACAUAAAAGCUCAGGUGGCUUUAGAGAGCUACCCCUUCAACAAGGUCUUUCCUGGGCAGUAUUUUCAAGUGACACGUGAACAACCGCAACCCAAUCUGACCCCAGACUUCAGAGUUCCCGUUGUUUUUGUGUUGGUGCCUUUCAGAGACCUACCACCAAUCCAUGUGCGUCAAAACGCACACAAACCCAGGAUUAUUGUGAGGCACUUAAAUAUGCCUCAAAUGUCAUUCCCAGACACCAAGGACCCCAGAAGGCCUCCCAUGGGAAUGCCAGUGGAGAGAGUGGAAAUCACGGAGCGGGUUGCAAGUACCAAAGAAGCAGAUGAAAAGAUGAAGAAAGGGAAAAAAUAA
Enhydra lutris kenyoni (northern sea otter) is the source of this 1101-nucleotide messenger RNA. RefSeq names its product apolipoprotein B mRNA editing enzyme catalytic polypeptide like 4 (gene APOBEC4). NCBI's taxonomy places the organism in Eukaryota, Metazoa, Chordata, Mammalia, Carnivora, Mustelidae. The transcript has a single exon. The coding region runs from base 1 to 1101 and encodes 366 amino acids. The record is from RefSeq and is a predicted model, not a curated record.